Molecule: messenger RNA, 2874 nt
Organism: Doryrhamphus excisus (bluestripe pipefish)
Lineage: Eukaryota; Metazoa; Chordata; Actinopteri; Syngnathiformes; Syngnathidae
Gene: lepa
Product: leptin a
Source: RefSeq, a predicted model, not a curated record
AGUAAGAGAUGACUCAACAUCCCACCACUAUAAGAUAUGCCGAUGGGCGCCUGGUAUUGGACAUACAACCAAGCAAGGGUAAGUGUAACUUUCUUCUCAGCUUCUUUAAAGUACAUUUCAAUGUGUCGGUUUGUAUGGUUGUUAAUAUACUGGAUGUUAAGCAUUUUGUGGGAUGCUUGGAUGUUGACUUGAUGCGCAAAAGAAUCCUGGUAGUCAAAAGCCUUGUUGUUACAAAUCUGUUACUGAGUUGUUAAGGUAGUCCUUAUGGUAAAAGUGUUGACUGGAAAAAUAAGAAAUGUGCCUCAGAUGUGCUUGAUUUUACUGAUAUUUAAAAAAAAAAUCUGCAUUCAUAUUUUUUUUAGAUUGUCUGCAUUUUGUAUUGUACUUUUCAUAAUGUAUAAUUAUGUAUUUAUUAUGUAGUUCAGUUAUUUUCUGCAUUUUCUACUUUACCAUUGUGACUCCUGCAGAACCUUAUGUAUUUUUAAAUCUUCUGACAAUAAUAAUUCAAAUGUUUGUAUUCUUAUUUACAUUCAUAUACUACUACUUUGCAGGCUGAUAAUUAUAUGGAUGUAUAUUAAAUAUAUUAUUUUAAUUAUUGCUAUUUCUUCUUAGCUUAUUAGUAUUUCCUAAUAAAGAAAUCAUCAUCAGCAUCAUCAUUAAAUAACAUUUUAAUAUGCAUAUUUCAGGCAUGCAUGCCACAGUAUGAUCUGGGAAAUAAAAAGCAUUUAUUUUUUGUAGCCAUUACCUUUUGUUGUUUUUAAACUGUGAAGCUGGACAUACAGUAGAAUUACUCAAUACAAAACAAUAAAAUGAUUAUAACAUGACUCAUAAUUACUGAUAAUGAAAUAUUAUCCAUUGCAGGAAUAUACAUGUAUCUGUAAAAGAAGAGGUUACCUCCACUAUGUCCAAGUGGCUGCUGAACCAAAUUGGGAUAUCACAGCCUCAGUGGAAGUCUACAUUUAGACAGUUAGUGAUCUUUGUACAUGUACCAUACUUAGUCAGCUGCAGCUGUAGGUGUAUCGCAAAUAUUUGCAAGCACAUCAUUGAGUAAAUUGGCAUUGGGAAGGCGGACGUGACAGUUCUGAGUGAGAAUAAAAUAUGAGGGUGAAAGGGUGUAAACAAACAACUUGCAUCAUAUCUAAUCAUGUUGGGCUUCCUCUUAGAUAAAAAAAAAGUGAGUAAACAUGGAUUACAUCACCUUGGCCAUCCUGGUAUCCUUCUCCCACAUGCUGGGUGUGACCACAGCUGCCCCUCUGCCGGUGGAAGCCAUGAAGAUGAAAAACAAAGUGAAGCGUAUGGCUGAACAGCUGGUGGUCAGGCUGAAUCUAAACAUCCAGGUUCCUGCGAGUGUGACAUUGACGCCACCCACAGACCAACUGGACGGGCUCUCCUCGGUGGUGGCGCUCUUGGACGGCUACAACGGCCUCAUCUCGGACUCCCUGAACAUAUCCCAGGUCAAGACGGACAUCUCCUCCCUAAAGGGAUACCUAGUACAGUGGAAGCAGGUCCACUGCAACGACACCAAGUCCAGGACCAAACCUUCAGUAUCGGUCCCACUGCAGCGGCUGCAGAGUCAGCGAGCCUUCAACCUCACCGUGAGCAUUGAAGCGCUCAUGAGAGUGAAGGAGCUCCUAGGCCAGCUACUGGGGAACAUGGACCAGCUGGAGAAAUGCUGAAAGACUGACAUAAUCAUGUUCAACACACUUAUUUAAAUACUGGGAUCUUUAUAUAUGCUGCAUUUAGUUGUUUUAAAUUGUAUUGGCAAGAGCUCUGCAGGAAAUUAUAAAUGCUUAUUUAUGAUAGGAAAAAAACACAUGAACUACAUGAAGUCAGUGCAGUAACAUCAUGAGUGUUUAAAACAGGUUGAGGAACUUCCACCAAGAUGCAAUAUAUCAUCAGCUCUUCCGGUAUUGCUAUUUAUAGACUUAAUAUGUGCAUUUUGUAUAUUUUUGUACUGUACUUUUUAUAAACACUAUAUGAUAACUAUUUAAGGAAAGAUGUGUAUCAUAAAGUAAGUUUUUUAAAUGUUAGCGUUUUCAAAAUGGUUCGACAUAAACGUCAAUGAAAUAUUGCAGACCCAAUUGUUUUGAUAUGUUUAAUAAAAAGCCAGCUGACAAGUAAAACUCUUACAUAAGUGUGCUUUCACUGGUGGAUGCGACAACUUAGUGAAACACGAAGGUUUCAUACAAAUAUAUUGUGCAAACUGGCACCACAUUAUUAAAUCAGCAUCACUUGAAUUAUGUUGUUUGAAAAUACAUGUUUAAAUUAAGCAACUAACUAUCAAACCACUUGUUUUUUCUCAUACUGGAGGUUUUGUCACUUUUAGAGAGAAGUUUCUUCUUAUACUGCUCCACCAGGUUGUCAAAGCGGUCCCCGCCCCUGCUCUUUGGAGCCUUACUCUUCUAGAAGGAAAGAGAACAGCAAUAGUCAGGACAUAACCAAAACAUAAUUAUGACAGGGGCAAAAUAUUAAAGGCGACUUAUUAUGCCCGUUCCACUUUUCUGUCCUAUAAAUGUUAGUACAAUGUUGUAUUUUUCUAACACCGGCUCACUGUGACUGCACUGUUUCACUGCUCUGAUUUCACCGUGAGCAUGGAGCAAUGGCUUCCAGGAAAUAUUUGCUCAGGUUUGAAGGACGGCUAACUGCUUGCUGUGUGAGUUAUCAUGUGUAGGUGUUCUAUAGGAAUACACAACUCAAUACAAAAGGGCCAAAAAAAUUGCAUAACAGUUCCCCUCUAACAGCUGUAACUACUGCAAUCUACAUCCACAUCCAUAACAAAUAUACUGUGAAAUUAAUACUGCAAUCAAACCGGAUUAUCGCUGUAAAGGCACAAUUUGUGAUACUUAUUAUACUUAGUCAAACUGUGCCCAAUAA